Molecule: messenger RNA, 218 nt
Organism: Pelobates cultripes (western spadefoot toad)
Lineage: Eukaryota; Metazoa; Chordata; Amphibia; Anura; Pelobatidae
Source: the annotation of a GenBank genome assembly
GCUCCCUAGCAGGGGAAAAGCCUCUCACAGCAACCUCCAUGAGGCUGAUGCUUUUGGAAUUAGCUGACACCUUCCAAGCAAGCGUGAAAAAGCAACUGCAGGGCCUGGCAGCAGAGAUGAGGAAGGACAUAGCAGAAAUAGGCCAGUGCACAGCUCAAGUGGUGCAGAAGCUAGAUGAAUGUGUGGACGCACACAACUGCCUGGCAGAUAAAGUGCAA